AUGGGUGGUUUGUCCAGGUCACACCUGCCCCCAGACCCCCGCCACACCCCCUCCAUAACCACCCCUGCUCCCCUGUAUCCCAUCACCUGUACACGCCACCCCCUCAUUGAUCCCUUACCCACUGCCCCUCCGCCCCGCCCCACCCAAAACACCCAGGUCUCAGGGCAGGAGUCCCCAGUACGGUCUGGGGGCUCCUUUGCCUCAGCUGGGCUCUCCUUCACAGGGCUCAGCCUGUUCUCCGGGACCCUCGCUCAGGACAGGAGCAUCUGGGAUGAGGCAGGAGAAAGCAACAGCCGGAGGCCUGGUCCCGUUGUGCCGACCUCCGAAGCUUCGGACAAGCCUCUAGCAAAGGACAGCAGCCCCCAAUGGCGCGGGGACUUCCGGUGCGGGGUGUGCACCAAGGCCUUCCCCCUCCAGCGCCUGCUGACCCGCCACGCCAAGUGCCACAGCCCCGUCAAGCGGCACCGGUGCCCGUGCUGCACGAAGGGCUUCAACGACACCUUUGACCUCAAGAGGCACAUGCGGACGCACACCGGCAUCAGGCCCUACCGCUGCCACCUGUGCGCGAAGGCCUUCACGCAGCGCUGCUCUCUGGAGUCCCACCUGCGCAAGAUCCACGGGCAGCCCCAGGCCUACGGCUACCGGGAGCGGCGCGCCAAGCUGUACGUGUGCGAGGCCUGCGGCUUCACCUGCACCGCCGGGCCCGACUACCACGGCCACCUGCGCCGCGCCCACCCCACCGGCCCCGUGAUGCCCCACAAGCGGGCAGGGCCCCCCCCCGGCAGCCUCCGGUUCCUGCUUUAUCCCAGUGGCUUCUACGCUUGAAGCUAGGGUAGCGGGGGGGGGUGCUGCCCUGCCCCGAAACUCGGGGUCACGAAAUGGAACGAGCGGGUCGUCAGUUUAAAACGAGCACAAAGACCAUUUUUUUUCCCCCGGUGUGGGAUGGAAGGGGGGAGCUUGUGGCUCCCAGGCAGGAGAGUUCAGCCAGAUUCACCAGGGGACCGGACACAGUUUUGGAGGAACGGGGCAGCGGGAGCUGUCAGCCCUCUGGGCUGACCCGGAGGCAGGGUCAGCCCCGUCCAAACCAGCCCUCAUCUGACCUCUGCAUCAGACUCGUAUCGACCCCAAUGCAGCGUAGAUGUGCCCUGGUAAAGCAGGGCAACUAUGGCAGCUAAUGUGCUGCUCCUUCAAAGGGCUGGCAGUACUCGAGAUCCUAGGUAGAGGGCCAGGCUCCCUGCUACAGAGGAAGGCAACCCCCUCUUCCAUCCGCCUCAGUCUGACCAUGGGGUAAAAUUCCUUCCUGACCCCAGCUAGGGUGCCAGUUUGACCCCGAGCCCUUCUCCCUACCCUUCAAGGUGGAGGUGCAUGGGUUGCAAAGAGUCCGGGAGACAAAAAUGACCAGGGGCUGAGGGGGAAAGCUGGCAGAGCUCAGGGGGAUUGAGUCUGGAGAAGAGACCGAGGGGGCAUUUUUACCAGCCUUGGGGUGAUGACAGAGAGGGUGGAGAUGGGUUUUUUUCUCUGCCCAUCAGGGACAGGACUGAGAGCAAUGGGUUUAAGCUGCAGCAGGGGAAACUGAGGCUGGAGAGGAGGCACGUCCCGACUCUGAGCACCAUCGAGCAUUGGCUGCGCAGGGCGGUGGCAGAGUCCCCAUCCCCAGAGGUGUCAAGGGGCAGGUUGAACAGACCCUUGGCUGGGCUGGUUCGGAGAGGGCUGGCCCCGCCUCAGGCAGGGGGUCCCUUCCAGCCCCACAGCUCCAGGAUUUUGUGAUGGGAGCCCCCUCCCCUCUUGGAGAGAAUAGCAGGUACCUGGAAUUAGUCGCGAUCUGUUCUCCUGGAUACUUCACGGGCGCUUAAAGU
Messenger RNA from Alligator sinensis (Chinese alligator), 1856 nucleotides. It is a transcript of the gene OVOL3, whose product is annotated as ovo like zinc finger 3. The record is from RefSeq and is a predicted model, not a curated record. The transcript has 3 exons. Gene Ontology annotation, biological process: regulation of transcription by RNA polymerase II; epidermal cell differentiation. Gene Ontology annotation, molecular function: RNA polymerase II cis-regulatory region sequence-specific DNA binding; DNA-binding transcription factor activity, RNA polymerase II-specific. Lineage: Eukaryota; Metazoa; Chordata; Crocodylia; Alligatoridae. Gene Ontology annotation, cellular component: nucleus. Bases 1 to 825 code for a protein of 274 amino acids.